GGGAUUUGGAGAAGGAUUCGGGCUUGUUCUCCUUGGGGAAUCGGGGUUUGUUGCCUUGGAAGGGUCCUUAGGGCUAGGGGAGUUCAGGCACUGGGGGGGAUUCGUUUCCGUGGGGUGGUUCUGGAAUUUUCCUGGUGGGAUUCGGGGUGGUUCCCAACUUUCCCUCAUGGGUUUCAUUUCCCCUGGUUAGAUUCGGCAUGAUUCCCAAAUUUCCCUCCUGGGAUUCAUUUCCCCGAUGGGAUUUGGGCACUGCCAAGGCCCAUCACUCCUCCAACACCCCUAAAACAUCCCGGGAAUUUAAAAAAAAUCCCAAAAUCAAAACUGAAUUCUGGCCAUCCGGAAUCGUGUCCGUGGCUUUAAACCAAUCCCUCCCCAAAUCAUGGCAGAUUAUCCCAAGGUUUUGUCGAUUUCCUGCUGUUGAUAUGGAAAUCUGCAGGUGCUCCAGGUCCUUUAGGUUUGGAAUGUUCCUUUUCUAUGGAAAAACAAAAGGGGCUGCUCCUCUCAGGGGGUCUCCAAGGAUUAAGGAUCCUGAGGGGUUGGGUUUUUUGUUUUGGUUUUUUUUUUUUGGGAAUCGCUGAGUUUUCCAUGGAUUUUACCACAAGGGAAACACACGGAGGGAUCACACCGGGCUUCCCUGCACUAAUAUCCCAAUUUAUUUUUCUGGGAAGAUGGGAUUUCUCCCAGGAAGAUGGGAUUUCUCUCAGGAUCUCCCUAUUCCCUGGCUCUCUCAGCCCGGCUCUGCUUGCCAGUCAGGGCUGUUAAUCCUCGGCUUUGCCCUAAAUUCCGAUGGAAGGGAGGGAACGGCCGCGCAAAAUCCCCAGAAGAACAUCCCUGCCUCUUCCCAGGGAUUUUCAAGACUUUUCCCAUUUUUUUUCCUGCGCCCAGUGGCUGUUUGGGGAAAUUCCACAUUCCCAGGGAGCAAACUUGGAAAUCCUGGGAUAGUCAAGAUGUUUUGAGGGGUGUCUCACCUCAGUUUUUCCAGGAGUUUUGGCUGCUCCUCCAUCUUCUGGAGGAAUUUUCUCCUGAUUUAAGAGUCCCUCAGAUCCAGCAAGGCUCAAAAAUAAAGGAAAUUCCUCCUCUUCCCUUUUUUUCCACAUCCUGGCUGCUUCCAGGAAGGGUCUUCCCGAGGUCAGGGCUGUCCCUGUCACCCUCAGCCACCCUAAAUUAUUGGAAUCUUAUAGAGGGCAAUUUCAUGGAGUGACAGCUGGAUGGGGGUGACUGGGGAAAUUUGCCAAAGGAAAUUUGUCUUCAAAUCCAGAGCAAAACACAGAACAAAGAUUUAGGAGUCUGUUUUUCCCAGCAUCCUUUAAAAAUAAACUGUUCAAAAUCCCUGAAUUCCUUUUAAUUCUCAAAGCUGGAAAAAAAGGCAGCAGGAAGAUGGCAUGGGCUGGGAAUUGGGAGAUUUUGGGCGGGAAAUGGGAAGAUUUGGGGCUGGGAAUGGGAAGAUUUUGGGCUGGAACUGGGAAGAUUUUGGCUCGUUGGGCAGACGUGCUUUGAAAUUGGGCUCUGUCGAUUUUGGGGGGCUGCUCCUUCAAACCAAGGCCGUGCUGAAAUUCAGGAAAUGCAGGAAAUCCAGGAGUGCUCAUUGGGAUUUCUCUCGGGAAGCAAACAAAGACCAAACCACAGAAGGGAGAAGGUGGACACGCUGUGGGCCAUCGCAUAGUGCGAGCUCGAGGGACAGCAUGGCUGCCACUGCUGCUGUCAGCCCCAGUGAAUACCUGCAGCCCGCCGCCUCUGCCGCCCAGGACUCCCAGCCCUCUCCCCUGGCCCUGCUGGCAGCCACAUGCAGCAAGAUCGGUCCCCCCGCUGUUGAAGCCGCCGCCACGCCGCCGGCCCCUCCCCAGCCCACCCCUCGCAAACUGGUGCCCAUCAAACCCGCCCCGCUGCCCCUGGGCUCAGCCAAGAGCGGCAUCGGAAUCCUGUCCUCCAAAGGGAGCCUCUUCCAGAUCCAGGGCUCCCAGGUGGGCACCUCCUACCCCACAGGGCAGCUGGUUUUCGCCAUCCAGAACGCAGCCGUGCUCAACAAAGGUUCGCACUCUUCCUCCUCAUCCUCCUCGUCCUCCUCCUCCUCCAACAUCCAGUACCAGGCAGUGCCGCAGCUGCAGCCCGGCGGAGCUCAGACCAUCCAGGUGCAGCCCAACCAGAUCCAGAUCAUCCCGGGCACCAACCAAGCCAUCCUCACGCCCUCCUCUUCCUCACACAAACCCAUACCCAUCAAACCGGCGCCGGCGCAGAAAACAGCAUCGGGGACGGGUGGAGUGGUCAAACUGCCCGGGGGCGGCAACAUCACCUUGACCCUGCCCGUCAACAACCUGGUGAGCCCUGAGGCAGGUGGGCAGGCCCAGCUGCUCACGGACAGCCCUUCCAAACUGGGCAAAAAACCUCGGAAAAAGGCCAUGUCCCCCGCCCAGCCAGCCGCCGUGGCCGUGGCCGAGCAGGUGGAGACGGUACUGAUCGAGACCACAGCGGAGAACAUCAUCCAGGCAGGGAACAACCUGCUGAUUGUGCAGAGCCCCGGCUCGGGGCAGCCAGCGGUGGUGCAGCAGGUGCAGGUGGUGCAGCCCAAGCAGGAGUCGCAGGUGGUGCAGAUCCCGCAGCAGGCGCUGCGCGUGGUGCAGGCAGCCUCGGCCACGCUGCCCACCGUGCCUCAGAAAUCCUCCCAGAACUUCCAGAUCCAGGCAACCGAGCCCACCCCCACUCAGAUCUACUUCAAGACUCCAUCUGGUGAUCUGCAGACCGUGCUGCUCCAGGAGGCCUCGUCCUUGCCCGUCGCUCCAUCAUCAGGGACAUCGUGUGGCAGCCCUGUGUCCCACAGUCCCGGCCCCGGCCGCAAGCCGGCCCCACGCAAGGAGCGGCCGCUGCCCAAGAUCGCCCCGGCUGGGGGCAUCCUGAGCCUGAACGCUGCACAGCUGGCAGCAGCUGCCCAGGCCAUGCAGACCAUCAACAUCAAUGGUGUCCAGGUGCAGGGCGUCCCCGUCACCAUCACCAACUCCACAGGCCAGCAGCAGCUGACGGUGCAGAACGUGUCCGGCAACAACGUGACCAUCAGCGGGCUGAGCCCCACCCAGAUCCAGCUGCAGAUGGAGCAGGCGCUCUCUGGGGACAUCCAGCCCGGAGAGAAGAGGAGGAGGAUGGCCUGCACCUGCCCCAACUGCAAGGACGGUGACAAGCGGCCGUGUGAUCCCGGGAAGAAGAAGCACAUCUGCCACAUCCCCGAGUGCGGCCGGACGUUCCGCAAGACGUCGCUGCUGCGGGCGCACGUGCGGCUGCACACGGGCGAGCGGCCCUUCGUCUGCAACUGGGUGUUCUGCGGCAAGCGUUUCACGCGCUCCGACGAGCUGCAGCGGCAUGCGCGCACCCACACAGGUGACAAACGCUUCGAGUGCGCGCAGUGCCAGAAACGUUUCAUGCGCUCCGACCACCUGACCAAGCACUACAAAACCCACCUGGUCACGAAGAACUUGUAGGGCCUGGGGAAAGCUUCCCCUCCCUCCCUCCCACCCCAAGUCCCAAAUCCCAGAGCACUGCAGCACUCCCAGGAGGGACCUUGGGGAUGUCCCCAACCCUCCCGACCGUGCCCCAAAAGAGGGGCAGGGGGUGUCCCUGUGACCCCACAGGCUCAGGGGGGUGGCCCAGAGCCCUCCCAGGAUUUGGGGGCAGGAGCCGGGCACGAAGGGGAUGCCAAGGAGAGGCUCCACAGCACAUUCCUACUUUAUAUUUAAAGUCUAUAAAUAGCUAUAAAUAUCUAUAUGACCCCCUUUGGAAAAAAAUCCCUUUUUUUCUAUGGAGAUUGUUGCCUUACACUCCCCCUUCUCCCAGAUCCCGACCCUGUGGAUCAUGAGUGCUUUUUUUUAUUGUAUUUAAUCCCCAGGAUUUCUCUCCCAAAACUUGAUUUCCAUCCCCCCCGCCCCCAUGGCCAAUUCCUGUCUCCUAAUUUUUAUUCCUGAGCAAUGUUGGCAUUUUCCCUUUUUUUUUUUUUGUUUCUUUUUGUUUUGUUUUGUUUUCUUUUUGUGGGUUCGUUUGUUUGUUUGUUUUGGUUUUUGGUUUUUUUUUUUUAUUUCAUCCCUUUUUUUUUUUUCCUUUUUUCCUGCCCUGUGUGUGGAUCCCCUCCCCUUGUGUACAGUGUACAUUGUAUCAUAGAUUAUAUUGCUUUGGAGCUUUUAAAUUAAACAAAAAAUCCACUUUAUUUUUUAGUUGUUGUGCCCACCCAUGGGCGGUUUUCCCUGGAUUAUGUGAUGGAUCUGUUCCCAGUUUUCUGAGCUGUACCCGGAGGCAGCCGGGAGCUUUUCCUUGCUAAAUAAAUAUAGUCACCAGAGGCAAA
Hirundo rustica (Barn swallow) is the source of this 4321-nucleotide messenger RNA. RefSeq names its product Sp2 transcription factor (gene SP2). The record is from RefSeq and is a predicted model, not a curated record. Gene Ontology annotation, molecular function: DNA-binding transcription factor activity, RNA polymerase II-specific; RNA polymerase II cis-regulatory region sequence-specific DNA binding. Gene Ontology annotation, biological process: regulation of transcription by RNA polymerase II. Lineage: Eukaryota; Metazoa; Chordata; Aves; Passeriformes; Hirundinidae. The transcript has 7 exons. The coding region runs from base 1383 to 3467 and encodes 694 amino acids.